AUGGAAAACUUCCAAAGAGCCUCAGUCAAGUCUUGCGUCAAAAUCUAUCUAUGCACCAAUCCUGAAGACUCUGUCGAGGAGAGAAGGGCCCUGAGGGAGGAUGUCUUCCCGAGAGUGAGGGAGCACUGCCGUCGUACCCACGGUUUGGAGUUCAGGGUGAUUGACCCAUAUGAGGGGCUCACACCACAGGAGGUGCUGGACCCCAGAGCACAGCAGGUUACACUGCAGUUGUUGGAGGAAUGCAGGAAGAACUCUGCUGGACCUUUCCUUGUGGCCCUGGUUGGCGGACAGUAUGGCAGAGCAUGCUUACCCACAGAGGUGGAGGUCUCGGAGUUCCAGGAAGUGCUGAGAACAGGCCAGCGCAUGGGCAUCUGUACCCAGGUCCUGGAGCGCUGGUACCAGAGAGACGAGAACAUCAUACCACCUUCUUUUUGUCUCCUAGGCCACCAGCACCAUGAUGAGGUCACGCCCGCGGGGAAUCAAAGGAAGCCCCACACCAGCCUCAGCAUUGACUCCGUGCUGCAGGACUCAUCCAAUGAACGCCUGAGCCAACUUUGUGACCAUUUUCUGCCUAGCUUGGUCACUUCCCAUAAGCUCCUGGUGUACACUUCCACUUCAACAUAUGAGCUACCACAAGGCUACACAGCGGAGAUGAGGAGGUGGUACAUUGAGGGGCUGUGUCAGCAGCUCCAUGCCGACCUGCUGAGCCUUAUCGACUCCACUGUCACCGGGAAGCCCGCUCACCUUGACGAUGCCCUCUCUCAGGAGCUCGUUCAGCAGACGGACCUGUGCCAGAUCUAUUCUAGUCUCUACAGGAUUGAAUGCGCUGAGGUAGAGCAUGUCAAAGCUUACCUCCAAGAGAAAGAUACAAAAUAUCCUCUCAUCCUUAUCGGGGGGCCUUGCACAGGCAAAACUGUGCUUCUUGCUCACUGUGCCCAACAAGUGAGGACAUGGUUUGAUGGCCAAGACCCUGUGGUGGUUAUUUAUUUUAUUAAUGAUCGCAACAGCACUGUGGAAAAGCUUCUAGAAAGUUUAUGUUAUCAGCUGGCCAAAAGCUACAACCUACCCCACCACCAUUGUCCCUUGCACAUCAGCCACCUGAAAGAGGACUUCAUAAGACUCCUGGCCACAGUCUCUUCCUCACCACAUCCCUUGGUUCUCAUCUUAGAUGGACUGGACCAGAUGCCAGGGGCUGACAGAGCUCAGAGUGUCUGGUGGCUUCCUGUUUCCCUACCUGUUAAUGUCAAGCUUCUCAUUUCCACAGCACCAAAAAAAUCAGGCACGCUCAAAGCCCUCAGAGCUCUGUACCCAAAAUCCUCUCUGUUCGUGGAGGUGGGGCCAAAGACGAGUAGGGACUGCAGCAGGAUGCUUGUGGACCUCAUGGUCUCCUGCGGGAGGAGGAUAACCUCGGGUCAGCAGAUGUACGUCAACCAGGCCCUGAGGGAGUGCUCCCUCCCACUCUACGUCCAGCUCCUGCACAGACAGUUGUGCACCUGGAGGUCGGAGUCAGAUGUCACAGAGAAUUCCUUGACCAAAGGGAUCCACAACAACAUCAGGCAGUUCAUGGCCCAGCUUGAGCAGAAACACGGGAAAAAGCUGGUCUCCAAAGCCAUGUGCUAUCUCACCCUGGCCAAAUCAGGCAUCACAGAGGCUGAGUUAACUGACAUUCUAUCCUGUGAUGAUGAUGUGCUUUCUCAGUACCUUCCAUUGAGGAAAGCCGUGCCCUACAGGUUUCGAGUUCCAGAGGCCAUAGUGGAAAAAAUGCUGCAAGACUUAAGGGGAUUCCUGACAACACAAAAUGUCUGUGGUUUUCAGGUGCUCUUCUGGCCCAGCAGACACUUUCCACUAGUCAUCCGUAAGCUCUAUCUGUGCUCUGCUGAAGUGGUAAGAGAUAUACACAGCGCCCUGGCUGACUACUUCAGUGGCCAGUGGUCAUACGGCAGGACUAAGCCAGUGCUGAACAGCUGGGACCGUGUCAUGCAACCCGAACCAACCAGCACAUCGCCAACAAAAAUUUAUGUGGAUAGACAGAUUCCUGGCCAGCCGUGGGUCUUUGAUUCCUCCUCCUCUGAGCAGGUUGGCUUUAAUGUGAGGAAGAUUCUGGAACUGCCCUUUCACCUGAAAGCAAGUGGCAGGCUGGAGGAACUGAGCAGGGAUGUGAUAAUGUCACCAGGGUUCCAUCAGUCCAUGCUGAAUGCUGGUCGUCUGGAGGAGCUGGUGUGUGAACUCGAGGAGUCCUCCAUGUUCAUCUCCAGCCAAGAGCUUGAGCUUCUUGCCAGCAUCGUAAGAGAUGCAUCCUGCUUGCUUCGAGACUCCCCCACAUAUCUGACAACAGUAAUGCAGGCUAAGCUCUUCCCAUUCUUGGGUGUUUUGCCGGGGCUGGAAGGCUAUGCAAAGCAGAUCUACCAGGAGGGUGUGAGAAGCCAUGGAGUGAAUGUGGUCCGGUCCCCUGUUGCAGAGGUGCCCUCUGCUCACUGGGCAUUGCCAGAGUUGACUGCAACCCCUGUCAGGGAGGUGUUGGACACUCAGGGCAACACAGCGGUUAUGCUUCUUUUCGAUGGCUCUGUCUGGACGUGGAAUGAAAAUGUCACUGGGGGCUGUAAACCUCUCCAUUUGUCAGAUUUCAAAAUCUCAAGCGUAAAAAGUUGGGGUCAUUUCCUCAUGCUGUCUACAUGUUGCAACAAGACCUUCUUGUACAACCUGAAAACACUCUCAUGUGUUUGUGAAAUAAAUGUUCAUAAGUUUGUCCCAAGCUCACCCACAGAGCCAAAUGUUGCACUCCCCAUCCAAGGUUUUGUCCUCUUUGGGAGCAAAAUGAUUUUGUGGUACAAAGAUGCAAACUACUUGUGGAUGUUUGAUGUAACAACAGGUGUGAGAAUAGCACAGCUACAAUGCCACCACACUGUGACUUCUGUGUCAACCUCCAUCAAUGGACAGUUCAUUUUCUGUGGGCAAGACAAAGGUACAGUCUCCAUUUUCAACAUCCGAAACAAAUGUCACCUUGCAACUCGAAGACACAGCGGAGUGUCCAUCAUGAGCAUCCUUCACUGUGAGGACGACGAUCUGAUGGUGUGUGUGAACAGAUUUGGACAUGUAUUUGUGUGGGACAUAGAGACCAUAACCGAUCCCCAGCUCAGACAAAAAUGCUGUAAUGCAGAGGAUCAAGAAGAGGUCUUAAACACAGAGCAUUCACUGGAGAAUAACACCCUCCUUGUUUGUAAGAGAAGCCAGAUUGCGCUGUGGGACACCCGUGAAUGGACAUUAGAUGAUCAGUUCAAUGCACCUCAGGGUAGAACAUUUAUCCAAGCUGUGUUGGCUAAAGAUGGUCUUCUUAUCAUUGCUUGUUUAGAAAACUGUCCAUUCUUGCUGGUGUGGAAGAGGACCACUGGCCAGUGUAUUUUGAGCUUAGACAUUGGACAUACCCAAGCCCUCAAAAUUCUCAAAAUUGGGUCAACCUUGUCAGUUGUGACUACAAACGGUGUUGUCACUAACUGGGACCUGGAUCUGAUUUGGGGCGCCUCUAUGGUCGCAAAAGCCAGAGCGCGAGUGGAAAAUUUGGUGGUGGAAUCUACAGGGCAGCGCUUCUACACUUCAGAUGGAACUGAGCUGGUGUGGAAGUGGGAUGCCCUCAGCAGCAGGGCUGAGGGCUGCUUUUUACAUGACGGCUGGGUGGAGACCUUUGCCGUCUCCACUGACUGCGAGCGUCUGGUCAGCGCAUCCUCAGAAGACAUCUAUGUCUGGCAGACCACCACGGGGGAAAACCUCCACCGUAUUCGCAGCGCUGGCGUGUGUGACUUGCUGAUCACCCCCAACUGUAACUUUGCCGUGUCCCUCUGUAAGAGUAACCUUUCUCCCGUGUGGAAGCUGGGGACUGGCCAUGUGGUGUGCAAUGUUCACCUGUAUUUGAGGAAUGCUGUCAUCUCCCCUGAGAGCACCUUCAUCCUGGGCCUAUACAACUGCGACCUCCUGGCGGUCAGUCUAUGGUCAGGGUGCAUCAGCAAGAGGUUCUCCUGCUCAGGACAAUCUGAAGUCAUUGCCUUCCAGCCUUUACUGGACCAUACAGACUACGUGGUCUUAAUAACCAUCUCUGGGAGCCUGUACACAUGGAACGUAACGGAAGAAACAGUGUGCAAGCAUGUGCGCUUGCCCAGUGCCCUCUUGAUCAAACCAGAGCUAUUUCAGGUCUCUAUGGAUGGGUGUUAUGCUGUUUUGUCCACAGCUGGAGCCACCAUCAACAUCCUGGACACCCUUAAUGGGAAACUGUGCUCGCUGCAGGCUGAAGGUCAUGUCCUGAUGGUCUGCUUGGACAUCACCGGAUGCUAUGUCAUCUUCAUCUGUGACGUUGACAACCCUGGAGGUUGCACGUGCAGUCUCCAUUCUAGGCCAAUUCUGAAUGCAGUACGCGUUUCAGACGGGAAGAAUGUGGGCAGGUUUUACCUGUGUAAGUCCCCCUCUGCUCUGAGCCUUGCUGAAGACCUCUGUGCUUAUGUGGGGUUUGAGGAUGGGUCUGUGGGGGUCUAUGCGAUUACAGAUGCAACAGAGAGCAGUGUCAUGGUUGGGAGAUGCCUCCGUUCGAUGGGCCGAGGGAUGUCCUGUCUCUGUGAGGAACCCCAGCGGUGGUCUCCCCUUGCAAAGCCCAGCAUCACAUGGAUGAAUUCUGCCACAUAA
Molecule: messenger RNA, 4668 nt
Organism: Megalops cyprinoides (Indo-Pacific tarpon)
Lineage: Eukaryota; Metazoa; Chordata; Actinopteri; Elopiformes; Megalopidae
Product: NACHT and WD repeat domain-containing protein 2
Exons: 6
Coding region: 1-4668 (1555 amino acids)
Molecular function (GO): protein binding
Source: RefSeq, a predicted model, not a curated record